Molecule: messenger RNA, 1310 nt
Organism: Caenorhabditis elegans
Lineage: Eukaryota; Metazoa; Nematoda; Chromadorea; Rhabditida; Rhabditidae
Gene: T02G5.7
Product: Acetyl-CoA C-acetyltransferase
Exons: 4
Coding region: 14-1186 (390 amino acids)
Molecular function (GO): acyltransferase activity; transferase activity; acetyl-CoA C-acetyltransferase activity
Source: RefSeq, marked reviewed
ACAGUCUAUCGCAAUGUCGGAUAAAAAAGUUUUCAUUCUGAGUGGAGCUCGCACUCCCAUCGGAGCUUACCGAGGAUCUUUCGCUAACUUUGGCGCAGUUGAGCUCGGAACGGUCGCUGCAAAGGCAGCAAUUGAACGAUCAGGAGUUGCUCCGGAGAAAAUCGAAGAAGUAAUUGGUGGAUGCGUACUUCCGGCCGGUCUAGGACAAAAUGUGACCCGACAGAUCUCUUUGUCGGCUGGUCUUCCAGUAACAACGCAAGCUGUUACGGUGAACAAGGUUUGCUCUUCUUCGAUGAAAGCCUUGGUGACAGCAGCUGUGGAAAUCAAAGCAGGAUAUUAUGACACUAUUCUUGUUGUUGGAACUGAAAAUAUGAGUCAAGUUCCAUUUUACGUGCCGAGAGGAGAAAUUCCAUUUGGAGGAAUCCAGAUGACAGAUGGAAUCUCGAAGGAUGGACUUGAAGAUAUUAAAGAGAAAGGUCCAAUGGGAUUAUGUGCUGAGAAGACUGUAAAAGAUUAUGGAAUUACUAGAGAAGAACAAGAUGCAUAUGCUAUUGAAAGUUAUAAAAAAGCUUCAAAUGCAUGGAGUUCUGAAAAGUUUUCGGAAGAAGUGGUACCAGUUAGUGUUAAGACUUCGAGAUCGGAAGUAGUGAUCACUGAAGAUGAGGAGUAUAAGAAACUGAUCGAGUCAAAGGUUUCCUCUUUGAAACCAGUCUUCGUUCGUGACGGCACUGGAACCAUCACACCGGCCAAUGCAUCUUCGCUUAAUGAUGGAGCUGUCGCAACUGUCGUUGUCGGAGAGAAUGCUCUUCCACAAGGAGCUCAUCCACUUGCUGAACUCGUGGCAUUUGCUGAAGCUGGAAGAGCUCCCAUUGAUUUCACCGUGGCACCAGUGGACGCCGUUCGUCUUCUUCUCAAAAAAAGCGGGCUCCAAGUUUCAGACAUUGCAUUGUGGGAGCUCAACGAAGCAUUUGCCGUCACUGUUCUUGCUUUCAUCAAAGAACUUAAUAUUGAGCCAAGUGUUGUUAAUGUAAAAGGAGGUGCAGUAGCGAUUGGGCAUCCACUUGGAAUGUCUGGUCUCCGAAUCGUCAACUCCCUUGCAUAUUCUUUAGCUCCAGGACAGCUCGGUGUAGCUGCAAUUUGCAACGGAGGAGGAGAAGCCACAGCAGUGCUCAUCAAAAAACUGUAAUAUGAACCUCUUGCCUAAAUGUUUUCUGGUCUUCUAUUCAUCAUUCCUUGAUUCACUUUUACAACAAAUUUCGAUUACGUAUUUAUAAAUAGUUAAGGUUCUUGUCACAUAAAUGUUUAUUCUC